This is a messenger RNA of Dama dama (fallow deer), 930 nucleotides long. Its product is annotated as olfactory receptor 10J1-like. The transcript has a single exon. Gene Ontology annotation, molecular function: olfactory receptor activity; G protein-coupled receptor activity. Gene Ontology annotation, cellular component: membrane. NCBI's taxonomy places the organism in Eukaryota, Metazoa, Chordata, Mammalia, Artiodactyla, Cervidae. The coding region runs from base 1 to 930 and encodes 309 amino acids. The record is from RefSeq and is a predicted model, not a curated record. Gene Ontology annotation, biological process: G protein-coupled receptor signaling pathway.
AUGAAGAAAGAGAAUCACACUCUGGUGAGUGAGUUUACUUUCCAGGGUUUCUCCAGCUUCUGUGAGCACCAGUUCACCCUCUUUAUCAUGUUUUUUGCACUGUACGUAUUAACCCUGGCAGGCAAUAUCAUCACUGUGACCGUCAUUAGCCUUGACCGCCACCUCCACACCCCCAUGUAUUUCUUCCUCAGCAUGCUGUCAGCUUCAGAGAUCGUGUACACUGUCAUCAUUAUACCCAAGAUGCUCUGCAACCUCAUAGGCCUGAGUCAGUCCAUUUCUUUGGCAGGCUGUGCCACUCAGAUGUUCUUCUUCAUCACUUUGGCCAUCAACAACUGCUUCCUGCUCACAGCGAUGGGCUACGACCGCUAUGUGGCCAUUUGCAAUCCCUUGAGGUACACAGUUAUCAUGAACAGGAGAGUGUGCUUCCAGUUGGUGUGGGGGGCCUGCAGCAUCGGGCUGAUUGUGGCCACGACACAGGUGACGUCUGUAUUCAGGUUACCUUUCUGUGCCACAAAGGUGGCCCACUUCUUCUGUGACAUCCGACCUGUGAUGAAGCUCUCCUGCGUUGACACGACUGUCAAUGAGAUCUUGACUUUGCUCAUCAGUGUCCUGGUGAUCCUGGUUCCCAUGGGAUUGGUUUUCAUUUCCUACAUCCUCAUCAUCUCCACCAUCCUUAAAAUUGCCUCAGCUGAAGGUCGGAAGAAGGCCUUUGCCACCUGCGCCUCCCACCUCACUGUGGUCAUCGUCCACUAUGGCUGUGCCUCCAUCGCCUACCUCAAGCCCAAGUCAGAGAACACCAAGGAUCAGGACCAGCUGAUCUCAGUGACCUACACCAUCAUCACCCCACUACUGAACCCUGUGGUGUACACCCUGAGGAACAAAGAGGCCAAGGAUGCUCUGCUCCGGGCCAUUGGCAGGAAGCUUUCCUGA